Aspergillus sclerotioniger CBS 115572 is the source of this 1750-nucleotide messenger RNA. Its product is annotated as Metallo-dependent phosphatase. The transcript has 2 exons. Bases 313 to 1416 code for a protein of 367 amino acids. Gene Ontology annotation, molecular function: hydrolase activity. NCBI's taxonomy places the organism in Eukaryota, Fungi, Ascomycota, Eurotiomycetes, Eurotiales, Aspergillaceae. The record is from RefSeq and is a predicted model, not a curated record.
UGUUCCAGUUCCAUAUCCUGGAUGAAAGAUUAUUGCUUCUCCAUCGGUCGGGUUGUACAGGCCAUGGCGCUUGGUCCUAUAUCCUUCUAGACAAUUCCUUGCUCAUGUCCGACAUGCAUCUAGUUAGCCUCAUCAGGCAACUGACGUUGGACGACAAGGCUGUGGAGUGACAGCAGCAUCUGUUUAAAACCAAGCCUUGUCACAGUACUGUACGUUGUAGUACCAAGCCCUAGCAGAGCCUUCACCAAAAUAGAACACUCCCCUAAGCUAGGUUGAGCUGACAAUUCCAGUCAGGUUGUAUUGGGGGCAAAAAUGCGUCGGAAGACACGGUUUGUCUGUGUUUCCGAUACGCACGCCUACACACCGUCAGAGGCUGGCUUCAAACUUCCAGCUGGAGAUGUCUUAAUCCAUGCUGGCGACCUCACCAAUCACGGGAGCUCCGCCGAAUUGCGCAAGACAAUGAGUUGGAUCGCUACGGCUGAGUUCGAAGUCAAAAUCAUUAUCUGCGGGAACCAUGACAUUACACUAGACCCGGGUUUCUAUGCUGAAUACGGGUCCCAGUUUUACGGUCAGCGUCUAGAAGAUACCCAGAAAUGCAUCGAUAUCGUGACUCAAGCAUCACCUUCAAUAAUUUAUCUCAGGCAUCAGUCAGCACUAGUCCGGCUGACGCGAUCCAACGGCCCAAAUACUGUCUUCAAAAUCUUUGGUUCUCCAUAUUCCCAAUCAUCCGGGUCUUGGGCAUAUGGGUACGAAUCUUCAAAUGCUGUUGCGCUUUGGAACAUCAUUCCAUUGGACACGGAUAUUGUCGUAACGCACACGCCACCUUGGUCUCACUGCGAUAGCCGGACAGAAGGCAUAUCAGUUGGAUGCAAAGCCCUGCGGGGUGCGUUGAGCAAAGUUCGACCGCUGCUGGCAGUUUGCGGUCAUGUGCAUGAAUCUCGAGGGUCUGAGAGGGUGCGAUGGUAUCCGAGGCCAACAGCAGCAACAGUGGACAGACAAGGACAGCAGGAUCAAGUUGUCCGGAAUGUUCUGCCUCCUCCAGGAAGUAGAAAACAGAGCCUUGUCGAUCUCACUGGCAAGAGGGCACCAAAGUUAGAUAAUGAUCAAUUUGCUGUCAACAACAUUCGAGCGCUUGUCGGCCAACUGUUCGGACCAUCACAGAAUGCCCUACUAUUGCCGUUGCCCGAGCGGCCGUCGGAAAGGCUUCAAGGCUCCGAAGCCGAUCAACCAACGUCAUCCUCUCCGUUUUCAUGCCUGAAAGAACAUCAGAGCGGCGAUCAGGACGGGCCAUACACUCAGCGGCGCGAAACAUGUAUAGUCAAUGCAGCGAUCAUGGCAACCAGUUGGCCGCACCGAGAUGGGAAACGGUUCCAUAGUCCUAUUGUGGUUGAUCUAGAACUCCCGGUCUGGGAAUAGGGAAAGCAGGAACUGAAUAUCACGGACUAGUCAGUGUAUCCCAUACUUUCUGCCCUGAAUCUUCAAGCUCGGAUUGAAUCGGAUGAUUGGUUUUACAAAGUGGGAUGUCGCUUGCUGUGCAGCAGGCUGCUUGAGCUUUGACCUGCGGUUUGACGUAUGGCUGACCGCUUUGGGUGGGAUGCAUCGGUAGUUGCCUUGGAUUUUGGGGACAGUUCAGUCAUGUAGCUCACCCCCAUACUGUUUUGAGUAUUCGCCCCGAACUGGCUGGGAGUGGUUGUCAGUCACAGUAUGUGAGCAGGAGUAAGUUACAUCAUGACUCAGUGGCAGCAAGGCG